This is a messenger RNA of Plasmodium vinckei vinckei, 5229 nucleotides long. Its product is annotated as conserved Plasmodium protein, unknown function. The transcript has 6 exons. The record is from RefSeq and is a predicted model, not a curated record. Lineage: Eukaryota; Apicomplexa; Aconoidasida; Haemosporida; Plasmodiidae. Bases 1 to 5229 code for a protein of 1742 amino acids.
AUGAUUAAAAAAAUUUUAAAAAACAUAAAUACUUCAAAUGAAGAAAAAGAUGACAACUUUAGUCAUAGUCAAAAUAUUAUAAAUUUGAUAGAAGAAAUAAUUAAGAAUGAAAAUGAUUAUUGGAAAUAUGUGAACAUACUUGAUGAAUUAACAACGUUGUGUUAUGAGGAUCCAUUUGAUUUUAGGAAGUCUCUUUUUUCAAAAAAUGAGGAAAAAACAAAGGAAAACAAAUUAAUUAUCGACAAAAUUAUAGAUCGUAUAUUGAUUGUUUUAGAAAAGUAUGAAGAUUCUAGAAAUACAUUUAUAUAUGCAAUUUCAAAACUAAUAUUUAUUAAUGAUUAUAAUUUUAACAUAAAAAUAUUAAACAUAUUAUGUAAUUUAGCUCUAAAUGAUGAAUAUAAAAUAGCUAUUUGUUCUGCUUUAGAGGAAAUAGUCACAUCGGCUAUCCUCAAUUCAUCAGAGAAGCAAACCAUAGAUAAUAUAUUUAUCGGUCUGAAUUCACUACCACAAAACAAAACCAUAGCAAAUUGCUUUAAAAAAUGUAUAUAUAAAAUUGUGAGAAUAUUAAAAAGCUCAUUUAAUGAAAAUAUUUUGAAACUUUUAUCAGUUUGUACUUUAGAUAAGGAAAUAUGUUUAAUAGCCUAUGAUGAGGGACUCUUAAAGAUUCUUAUCCAAGAAAUAAAAAAAUACGAAGACGACGAUUUUGAUGAUAUCCCAGAUUAUCUCAAAGAUGUCUAUCAGAUUGUCUGCAAUUUAUGUGGAAACCAUUUUAAACACUGUGAAGUUAUUAUAAAUGAAAAAUUACAUAUAAUGUUAUAUUUUAAAAAAAUAAAAGAAAUAGUAAAUAUAGGUGAAAUAGAUAUAUCUCAAAAUAAAUCUAUAUAUUCGAAUUUAAUAAUUUUAACAUUAAAUAAUAUUUGUAGUUAUAGCAAAGAAACAUUAAUCGAGCUUUGUAACACUAUGCAUAUUAUUGAUUUAUUUUUAAUUGCAAUUAAAAUGGAUAUAAAUAAUCCUUAUUAUUUAAGUGCAAGUCUAGAAGGCUUAUUAUUAAUUUUAAAAAAUAAAGAAACAUAUAAUAAUAAUAUUGAAUAUAUAUUACAAAAUACAAAUAAUUUAAAAAUAUUAAUGCCAUUAUUAUUUGGAAAUAAAUAUAAUAAUAUAUUAAACCAUUUUAAACAUUCAGAUGAUAAUAUAGAGAAUUAUUUAUUUGAGAUUGUCAAAUCAAUUUUAGAUAUCAUUGCUUUUUUUUUUCAAAAAGAAUUGGAUAAAUAUUCUAUAAAAGUAAAAAAAGAAUUCAGAAACAGUAACAUAAAUCACUAUUUAUUUGCAUGUCUGGAGAAAAAGAAUGAAAGUAUAAUAAUUCGUAUGUUCAAAUUUAUUUAUCAGUUAUCUUUUGAAGAUUAUAAAUUUGUAGAGAUAAAUAAAAUAUUUUACAUUUUGAAUGAAAAGAAUAUCACUAUAAAUACUAAAUGGAGAGAAAUAUAUUAUUAUUGUAUAAAAAUAUAUAUAAAAAUAAUCAUAAAUGAAAAAAUUAAAACUAUUAUUGAUGAUUAUAAUUUUAAAGAAAUAAUUAUUAACAUAUUUCGGAUUGUCAACGAAUUUUUAUUACACGAUUUGAUAUUACAAAGAAAAGAAAAUUUCUCACUUUUUAAAAAUGACAUCAAUGAUGAUACAGGAAUGUCUAUAGGAAUUAGUACAUACACAUUAAAUCAAAAUGAAAAUUUGACUUAUACUUACGAGACAGAAGUUAUUGAUUUAAGCAAGGUAACAGUGGAAUUGUUAUGUAUAUGCUCAAAAUAUAUUGAAUUACGAGUUUUUAUGAGAAAUCCAACCAUAUCUUACUAUUUAAAUAAUAUUUUAGUGAAUGAAGAUAAUUUAUAUAGUGAAGAAAAUAUAAAUUAUGAUAUUUUAAUUGAAAGAACUUGGCCUUGUGAUAUGGAAAACAUAUUUAAAAUAUUAAUGAAAAAUAAUGUAUUACAAAAUAAAAAAAUUUAUCUUCGACUUUUAAUUAAUAUGGCCGACAUAUUUAGUGGAUAUUUUUAUCAAUUUAAAACUUGUAAUAAUAUGAAUAUAUUUGAUUUAUGUAAUCUUGAAGAUAAACAUUGGGAUAAAAAAAAUAUAUUAAAAUAUUUUUUCUUAAUGACUGAUAUAGAUCGAAAAGAUUGUAAAGAACAAUUGUCUAUUUUUUUAAAUCAAUAUAUAGGAAAUUUAUUUUCCUUACUAACUAUUUUUAUUGAGCAUGAUAUUUUUUCAGAUUUAAAAAAAGAACAACAAGAACAAUAUUUUCCUGGAGUUUUAAAAUAUUACAAAUUAGAAUAUGAAAAAAAAAUAUCUAAAUUACGAUUAAAAGAAAAAAAAAUAAAAAAUCUCAUUACUAAUUUUAAGGAUGAAGAAAAAGACAAAAAUAGUCAAUACAAAGAUUUGGCUCUACAAUUACAAAAUGUUUAUCAAAAAAAAAAAAAAAUUUUUUUACAAUUAUCACAAACUAAUUUUACAAAAGCAUUUGAUAUAUCAUUAGUUGACAAUGAAAUAGAAUCUAAUUUGGAUAAUAUGUUUGAAAUCCCUAAACCCAAAAAAAAAAAAAUGAAAAGUCUCAAAAAAGAGCAAUACAUGGAUUUUACUAAUGAUGGAAAAGUACUACAAAAAGGGUUGUCUGAAAAAGGUGAAAUAAAAGACACAAAUAAAAAUGCCAAUAAUCAAAAUAACGCGAGCAAUGAUAAUAUGAUUGAGAAUGGUGCACUAUCAAAUCAGGUUAGCACAGAUGAAAAUAACGUUUUAAAAAAAUUGUCUAACGGUGCAAAAAAUGCCAUUUCUCAUAGUAUAAACAAGAAAUAUAACAACACAGAAAAUUCAUUAAGCUUUAUUAAUGAUGAAAGUAUAGACACAGAUUUUGAGUCAUCGUCUACUUCAUCCGUAUCAUCUGAUCCUAAUGUAACUGUACUAGAUAAAAUAUCAGCUGAACUGUUAAAUUUUAAUAAAGAAGGAAUGUAUAAGCCCAAAUUAAAAGGCUUUAACAUUCUUUUAUUUAACAAAAGGGGGCUAUUUGCUAACAGUAACAAAGGGGAAAUUAAUGAAGCAUAUAUUUUAGAUUGUGUAUUUAGAAUAUUUUACAGUAUCAUUAUUAAUAAUAUAGACAAUGAAUUUUAUACAAAAGUAGAAACAUUUUUAUUAAAAAUUAAUGUUUUAAAAGCUUUUAUAAAUCUUUUAAAUCAAUGCUCAUUUUACGAUUGUAAUGUUUAUGCACAUUUUUUUCGUUUAUAUAAUGAAGUAUUAAAAAAAAAUGUAAGAGCAAUUGAAUCAAUGGAUAUGUUAAUUUUUUAUAAUAUAUUUUGUUAUUAUUUAAAAUUGAUAUCUAAAGAAUUUAUUAAAAAGCUUAGGAAUGAUGAAUAUAAUAUGCCAGAUAAAUAUCAAUAUUUUUUUUCAGAACUAAGUCAGCUAUUUUAUUAUUUUACUCAAAAAAUUAUAUAUAUACAAUUUUCACAAUAUAAUGAAAUACAAAAAUGGUGUGUUGAUUGUUCUUUAUAUAAUUUUUUUUAUAAAAAUAAUAUUUUAUUAUUACUUUAUUUAUUUAUCUAUAUAAAUAAUAUACAUCAUGGAUCAGAAUAUAAAUCAUAUAUAUAUCACAAACAAAAUUUUAAUUAUAUACACACUAUUUUUUUCUACACUUUACAUACGAUUUCUUACUUAAUGUGUUUUUCACACAAUCUCAAAUAUUUUAUUUUAUAUUUUAUAAAUUAUAAAAAAUAUAUUCACAAAAUAUUAUUUAGGAAAUCCCUUAUUCAUUCUAUAUUCUUUUAUUACAAACUCAUAUAUUUGAGAAUACUUUUACAAAAUUAUUUAUCUCAAAAAAAUAAGAAGCCCACACAGAUUUAUCAUAUAUCCCCAGUCAUAUAUAUCCGGAAUAAUGCUAUAGAGUGGUAUUUUCUUGCUAUUGGAUUUGAUAAAUAUUAUUUAGUCUUUAUUCCAGAUCAUUUUGAAAGUAAUCUAAUCGAUUGUAAAGAUACAAAGUUGGUUAUUCAUUCUGAGAAAAAAUAUAAAGACAUAACAAGAAUUUGUAUUAGCAAAAUAAAUGACAACUUUUUUGUUUUGGGUAAUAUAUGCUUUGAUAAACAUACACCAUAUGAAUCAUAUGACAUAUUUAUUAGUAUAAAUAAAUAUUAUAGAGAUGAGAUUAUAUUAUAUUCUCAAUUUUUAUCUGGUUCCAACUAUGAAACGAGAGUAGAUAUAAUCCAAGAUACUAUAAUUAUAAAUAAUUUAAAAAAUUAUAUGAAUGUCCAUAAUAUUAUUAUAACAUCCUUUGCCUAUAAAGAAAUAAAUGAAGAAGUAUAUGAAAAAAAUAAGAAAGAUAAAAUAAAAAAAAGACAAGACAAUUUAGAUAGCUCUAAAAGUAUAUAUGAAUAUGAAAGUUCAGAAGAAUAUGAUGACACAAAUGCUUCGAAUUAUUCUGACUCUCUAAAUAAGUUGGAGGAAUCGGAUAAUUCAGAUACACAAUCUAAUAAUGAAGAAGAGUGUAAUAUAUUCAGAACAAAUACAUCAAGCAAUAAUAAAAAAAAAAAAAUAUUAUUAUUUUUUGUUUUAACGAAAAAUCAUUUAUAUGUAUUUAAAUUAGAUUUUAAAAAUUGGAUAUUUUUAAGUCCAUUUAUUGAUGAAGAAAAAAAUGAUAUAAAACUUUAUGUUGAAUCAGAUAAAGAUAGUGAUGAAGAAUAUCAAAAUAAUCUGAUUUUUAUAAAUAAUAAAAUAUUUUUAAACAAUUUCAUAGGAAUGACAACUAAUAUUAUUAAUGAUGAAAAUCAAAUAUUUGCUAGAAAAUCUGCAAUUACAAAUUCUGUCAAAAAUAUAUAUCUUCACUCUAACUCAGAUUGUACUAACGAACAAGUAUUAUCAACAAAUUUUACAACAUCACUAGCUACAACAGAUAAUCAGAGUAUAAAUCCAACUGAAACAAACAAUUCAAACAUUUAUAAUAAUAAAAGAUAUAUAUUUGCAAAUCAGUAUUUUUUAAAUAUAAAACAUAAAUAUAAUAAUGAAUAUUUAAGCAUGAUCAAGUUUAUUAAUAAUUCUGAUCCCAUUAUUUCUCUUAUUUAUAAAAACGAGCAUAAAAAAUCGAAGGAAAAAAAAAUUAAAAUAAUCAUGUUUGACGAUUAUACUCGAGAACUUUGGAAAAGGUCUUUAGCUUAUUCCUUAAACAUCCAAAUGACGUCAUCGGAAUGGCGUAGAACGUGGAAAUAG